Lithohypha guttulata is the source of this 3339-nucleotide messenger RNA. RefSeq lists its product as uncharacterized. The transcript has 2 exons. Gene Ontology annotation, molecular function: polyubiquitin modification-dependent protein binding. The record is from RefSeq and is a predicted model, not a curated record. NCBI's taxonomy places the organism in Eukaryota, Fungi, Ascomycota, Eurotiomycetes, Chaetothyriales, Trichomeriaceae. Gene Ontology annotation, biological process: proteasome-mediated ubiquitin-dependent protein catabolic process. The coding region runs from base 1 to 3339 and encodes 1112 amino acids. Gene Ontology annotation, cellular component: nucleus; proteasome regulatory particle, base subcomplex; cytosol.
AUGCAAUCUGCGCCUCAUCAGGAUCCUCCAAACGCGACUUCAACGAACACUCACCCGUCCUAUUCCACUAAUCAGCAUGGCCUUUCAACAACAGACCAGUUCUCUGACAGUCGCUCACAGGAGUCGGCUGUCAGAGAACCCACGUCGAUCGACGAUACACCCGACGACGCGUCUGUUGUAUCUUCAGCAACGAGUCGAGGUCGAAGGGCAAAUCUGCACCGGGUGAGCACUGGUCGUGACUCCCAAGAGAGCUCACCUGGCAGUCGUAUCGACGCCUACGAAAAAGCAAACACUAUACCAAGAAGACCAUCCGAUGGGAUGAUCUUUCAGCUUGUGCCUUCUUCUGGUCAGCCAGGAUCAGGGGUCUCAUUGUUAGACGUGCCAAAUGAGGUUCUUACGCAUAUUCUGUCUCACCUGCCACCAGAGUCAUUGUCCUUGAUGAGCCUUGUUAAUAGUCGGCUCCAUCGGCUUGUGACCACUCCACCUGCAUGGAGAAUUGCCUUCGCUCGCUUCUUUCCUGGCUCCGAGUCUUUAGAAACAUCUUCAGCUGCGGGAGUUGCAGAUGAGACACAGAAACCACACCGAAGAGCUUUCACGAGAGUGAGUGCUCUAGCAUCAUGGAGAAGCGAGUACAUUCUACGAACACGCCUGCUUAGAUCACUUACUCGUGGUCGACCUGCCAUUCAGAUGACCACAGAUAAAGGACAAAAGAGCAAAGCACCGGCUACCGCGACCAUUAUGUACAAUUCUGGCCUGAUGUAUCCUGGUAGCCACAUCCAUGCGAACUUUGGUGUGGGAUUAAACAAGAAACAGCCACUUUUCGUUCACGGAGCCGUUGAACAGGGAACGGUCACGUCAAGUGAUCCAGCAACCGGUAAAGCCUCUGGUUGGGGAUUAGCUGACUUUGAGGCAUUCAAACACUUUGCAGAUCUCUAUACUGGUGAGGCACCUUACGGCUUGGGUUCUGGUGACGUUGUAGGUAUGACCAAUGUCAUGGAUGUCAGCCAGCCUUUUGGAAAGCUAUACGGUGAGGCAUGUCCUGGCGGUAGACUUUUCUACACCAACACUGCUGAGCAGCGAGGUCGCUUUCUCAUGGUCAGUUCACCUGCAAGCUACUCGGAUGGUAUUCCCGAAGUGAGCCCAGUCAAUGCUGCCAUCACCUCAGUCUGGCUUGCAAAAUCAGAAGGUAUCCUGAAAGUCACCAACGGUCUCUUCGGAGCUUUAGCUGGAUCUUCUACUGGCGUACUCUCUGCCUAUGCUAUAGGCACCAACCCUGUUUAUGACCGUCGAUUCGACCGAGGCGAACUCACUGCACGAUGGGCUAUCUGUCCUGGCGUGCCUAUUGUCGCGAUCAGUGUCGACCACAAGGUAUCUGCUAGAAGAAUUGGUCGACAGCGCAUUUGGGCUACUGUCCUGAACGCUUUAGGUGAGGUUUUCUACCUGAUCAAUCCUCCUAUUCGCCCAGAUACACGUGGCAAGCUAUCCGAGUCAGAACUUGACCGACUGGCUUGGCAGACUGGUCGCACUACUGAAUGGCAAAUGCUUGAGUUAUCUCGACGUACAGGCAAGAAUGAUCCCUUUCAGUUCAAUACUAUCGACGGCAGCUACACACCUCGAUCGUCUAGUGCUGCUCAAGGCUUGAACCACUUCCAGCUAGAAGCCGAAGCCAAAGAAUUGACCCAAUUUCUCAAGUACAAGCCGAAGCACUUCCAGGCUCUCUGUGAUGGCUGGGACAUGCGUCGGUCCCUACUUGCCGACUAUGGGGGUGAUGAUCACCAUGGAGGAGGAGAGUCUGUCUUCGUGGUCAGUCAUGGUGGUGAAGAUCACUUGCCAGCUGCGAUCAGAAGAUACACACGCCACCGUACAAAGCUAUUGUCCAGUUGUGACCAAGAUGCAUAUCCUGCCAUCGCUGCACCUCAACGGCAAUCUAUAUUUGGAACACCAUCUCAACGAUCCAGUGUCAUGUCGUCCCCGGGAUACAGUGCGCCUCGUUCUAGAACUUCCAGCACUGAUGAUUUCGAGGAUACUCUAUUUGAAAGCUCUUGGCGCCUUUCGAACCACAGCUUUGGACCGCUCAAGACCAUUGAACUUUCUGCAUUAGCUGUUGACGACUCUGACUUUGCCGUAUUGUCUGUAAACGAGGACCCUUUGUUGGGAAUGUCUGGUGGCUCCGACACUUCAUCUCCUAUGACCUCGCCGUUUGGCAAGACAAACCUAGCUGCAACUGCCGCCGAGAUCCCAGGUCAUCGAGCCCGCUUGUUCGCUGUUGGCACAACCACAGGCACAAUCAUGUUGUGGGAUAUGCGAGCAGCAAGUCCACCAGCAGCUGACAUUGUCAACACCAUCGCACCAGUCCGUGUCAUCUAUACCCGGUCGCCACAGAUCUCAUCACUUGCGAUGACAUCCCUUUACCUUGUCCAUGGUGGUAACGAUGGUCUAGUGCAGGCCUGGGACGUGCUGGCUUCUACGACCGAACCUGUCCGUACUAUCAAUUCUCGAUUCUCUGAUCGUGCUCGACGACGCAUGGCACAAGCUGACGCAGCAGUUCAAGAUGUUGGCAUCAAUUACUAUGCAGCCGGGGCCGUAAUUCUCGAUCCUGAUCCAACCAUGCUUCGUGGCAUGGUGACGCUGGGUACACACCUCCGUUAUUGGUCAUUUAGUGCUGGAGCUGCAGACGCUUACAAGAGCAGGAAGCGUGGCCAGUUACGUCGUCGUUCCAACAGAGGCAGCACUUCUACGCCGGAGCAAAAAUACCAUCACACUGGUCGUGGUGUGUUGAAGGAUAUCAUUGCUGAUGAGCGCUUCGAGCUGGAGCAUGAGAAGACAAUUAAGCAGAAGGAGGAAGAACGACUUAGCAGCCGUUUCGGUACGGCUUUGCUUGGCGAGGGUAUUAGCGAGGAGGAGAUGCUUGCUUAUGCUGCCUUGCUUAGUGAAGAGAGCUAUACAAGCGACCAACUGAAGAGAAACACCAAUCUACCAGCUACAUAUCCUUCUGCUAGCACAGUUGCACCUGCAGAAAUAGACGACGAACUCGAGGAAGCUAUUCGCUUGAGCUUGCUUGAUACCGAUAUUGCUGCAGAGUCUCCGCAAACCACCGAGCACAACGUUCCCAUCCGUUAUGGGAAGAAGAGCAAGCAGAGAGCACCCUUGAGACAGCAGCAAAGCAGUCCACCUAUGCUGGGCCGCAGCACAUCCGAACAAGAUAUGGAAUUCGCUUUGCAACUGAGUAUGGCGGAGCAGGAGAGCCAGAGGCUGGCUGACGAAUACGAAUUCCCGACUCUGCAGAAGUCCCAUUCUGGUUCGAGUGUAGAAGGCAAGGGAAAGAGCCGGAAACGCUAG